AUGGAGCUUGUUCAAUGUAUUGGAGGGUAUAUUUGGAAACCUUGGUACUCGAUUCUCAUCAAUGGGACUGCAAUGGGUUUCUUUAAAGAGGAAAAAGGGUUAAGACAUGGCGACCCUUUAUCUCCUUACCUUUUUGUUAUGGUCAUAGAGGUUUUCAGUAGAAUAUUGAGGGAUGCCAUUGCUAAUCAUUUCCUCUUUUUCGCUAAUUGUGAGAAGAUUCAGCUGGUAGAUUUGUGUUUUGCUGGUGAUCUUUUGAUCCUUACCAAAGGGGACCAUUUUUCUGUCAGAUGUGUUAAGAGGCUUUUGGAUAUUUUUUACAGGAUGUCUGGGCUUCAUUGUAAUGAAGCCAUAUAUGUGGUUUUCUUUUUAGGGGUUGAUCAUGCAGAGAUGGAGAAAAUGUCUGCCUUAUUAAGCAUUAAAAAGGGAGUGUUACCAGUUCAUUAUCUUGGCCUCCCUCUAAUCACAAAAAAGGUUGAGUAA
Messenger RNA from Malania oleifera, 480 nucleotides. RefSeq lists its product as uncharacterized. The transcript has a single exon. Bases 1 to 480 code for a protein of 159 amino acids. The record is from RefSeq and is a predicted model, not a curated record. Lineage: Eukaryota; Viridiplantae; Streptophyta; Magnoliopsida; Santalales; Ximeniaceae.